This is a messenger RNA of Staurois parvus, 420 nucleotides long. NCBI's taxonomy places the organism in Eukaryota, Metazoa, Chordata, Amphibia, Anura, Ranidae. The record is from the annotation of a GenBank genome assembly.
UGGGUCAUCAGGCAUUGGAUUGUCUGGCUCGACAGCGGGCAUCGGGUCACCAGGCAUGACAGCGGGCACUGGGUCAUCAGGCAUUGGAUCGUCUGGCUCGACAGCGGGCAUCGGGUCACCAGGUAUGACAGCGGGCACUGGGUCAUCAGGCGUGAUAGGAUCAUCAGGCUGGAUCAGUUCAUCAGGCUGGGUACAGACAUCAGGCUGGGUACAGACAUCAGGCUGGGUACAGACAUCAGGCUGAAGUGCGGGUGCCGAGGCACCAGGCUGAACCACGGAAGGCAGGUUCUCAGAUGGCCGGCUCACCGGUUUGGAUACUGGCAGGAUGGUACUGGUUGGAAAGAAUUUUCGCUUUUUUCUGGUUUUAACUACUGGAGCACUGCAAGUAAAUGCAGGUCUGCAAACGAAUGGAGCAGCUGA